CAUUCAUGUUACAAUUUUUUUUAAAAUAUUAAUGUUUAUAACAAAGUAAAGAAAAAAAUGUAAUGAAUAUUUUUAAAAGAAAUUUAAUUACACUAAUUUUGAAGGGAAUCAGGAAGAAGGGGGCUAAAAAGGGGGGAGGGGGGAAGAGAUAUCAACUCUAGAAUCAAGAGCACCAAUCACGUGGAGGAUGGAGUUUGCAGGACCUUGAAGGUCAGAAUGAAUGGGAAAAAGGGCCUUUGAAAAAUCUCGCCUUCAUACCUCUCUUGAUGAGGGAGAACUCCAGAAAACUCUGCAUCAAUUUGUUUCGGAAGAUGGAGAUUGGAAGCGGAGUGAGUUCGAUUCUCUUCUACCUACGGGAUAUGUUGCAGCAAAUAGCGAAAAUCAAGCAUGUAAGCAUGGAAGCAGAUUGGAACGCCAAAGAUUCUCGUUGGAGCAUCGCAUGGAAGUGGCCAGGUGCUCAAAGGGUGAGAACAUUUCUCUGGCUUGUCUUGAAUGGCCGAUUGCUCACCAACCAGGAAAGAUUCAGAAGAAGAAUGCCAGCCAAUUAUCAUUAUAACUUAUGUAAUGGAGAGGUAGAAAACCUGAAUCAUGCGCUCAGGACCUGCAAACUUACCUCCUCUUGCUGGCACCUCAUCCUUCCCAUGGACAACCCGCAACAAUUCUACCUGCUGCCGUUUGACAGCUGGAUUGGGGAAAAAAUCUCAAAGCCAAUACGAUUAAUCCAACGUCGCAAGUUCCUUUUGGCCUUCUCUGUUGGAAGCUCUGGUCUGCUCGAAACCAUCCUGUUUUCUGCAAUAAAACAGUGCGGGCUCAUCGUUUGGUUAAUGAAGUUUUAUUUAUGUCCCGGUCACCAUAGUCGUCGUGCGCGAGACGGUCAUAGAGCUCUGGAAUUGGAUUAAUACUUCUCCUGCUUGACCCGAGCGGGUGAGUUUUGGCCCGGCACAAAGAUUUUUGUUUUUAAUA
This is a messenger RNA of Neltuma alba, 963 nucleotides long. RefSeq lists its product as uncharacterized. The transcript has 3 exons. The record is from RefSeq and is a predicted model, not a curated record. Lineage: Eukaryota; Viridiplantae; Streptophyta; Magnoliopsida; Fabales; Fabaceae. The coding region runs from base 267 to 899 and encodes 210 amino acids.